Molecule: messenger RNA, 2232 nt
Organism: Endocarpon pusillum Z07020
Lineage: Eukaryota; Fungi; Ascomycota; Eurotiomycetes; Verrucariales; Verrucariaceae
Exons: 2
Coding region: 1-2232 (743 amino acids)
Biological process (GO): proteolysis
Molecular function (GO): serine-type endopeptidase activity
Source: RefSeq, a predicted model, not a curated record
AUGACACUACGUACCAACAAAUUCACGCCCAAAGUUCUCAUCUCUGCCCCCAGACGCUCCGCAGCCCAGUCCUGUGCAGAUGGCAGUCUCGCUCUAUACUCACAGUCUACUUACUCCUUCGACACGCACUCAAAGUCCUCGGGAAUCUAUGUUGUUGGGGUAAAGAGUGGUCAAUCCACACUGUUGACCAACGACUCCAGAGCUAGUGAGCCGAAGUGGAUAGGACUCGGUCAUGAGAUUGUAUGGCUGAAACAAGGCGACAACGGAAACACAAGCUUUGUGAUAGCUGAUGCAAACGACGUGGGAAAGACGUAUACUGCAGGUACCAUUUCAGGGCCGGUUUCGAAUCUGAAAAUACAUGUCCUUGAGGAUGGGAAGGCAAUCGUGGCAUUCUCGGGAAAGUCGAACCAAGAUGGCAGUCUCUACAAUCCGAAGGACGUCGGCAAACCUCACAGCUCGGGUAGGAUAUACGAUUCCUUAUUCGUUCGUCGUUGGGAUGCCUACGUCGAACCACAACGGAACACCAUAUGGACAGCUCUUUUACAGAAGAUUCCGUCGAAUGUGACCGCCAGAGAAGGUCGCUGGAGUCUUUUAGGGGUCACCAACAUGCUGAAACGAUUUCCGCAAUUCGAAUGUCCAAUGCCCCCCUUUGGAGGCACUGAUCACUUUGAUGUCACAAGGGAUUAUAUUGUAAUGGUCUCUAAAGACCCCAGCGUCAAUCCUGCCACCCACACGGUGUGCUUAACCUAUGUCAUGCGAAUACCCAACCCGAUCUCUGUAGAAGAAACGAACGCAGAGCCGGUGAUGAUAAAACCUGAGGGAAAGCGUACAUGGGGCGCAGCUACCUCCCCAGUGUUCUCUCCAGAUGGCAAGUAUUUGGCUUUUCUUCUUAUGAACGAGGAUGGGUACGAGAGUGAUCAAAACCACAUUCAGCUUGUUCAUAUGCAGGAGGGGUCUGUUUUGCACAGCCAUACAUUGGAUGUUCGAGACUCGGACAAGGACUGGGAUCUGUCACCCAGCAGUAUCAUGUUCUCGGCAGAUGGCACAAAACUGCUGGCAACAGCUGAAGACACCGGCUGUGUUUGUCUCUUCGAGUUUGACCUGACAAGAUGGCUAACCUCCGGCUCAAAUCGAGCCACACCACGCAAACUCACCCACUCAGGUUCGAUUUCCGAAGUAGCUCGUGCUUCCUUUCUCUCCCAACAACUCUUCAUCUCAAGCUCAACGUUCACAGACAGCUCCAUCUACUAUAUCCUCGAUCCGUCUGACCCCGAAACCAAGCGGAUUGACGUCUCUUCAUUCGCCAACAACGGUGCAAACUUCGGUCUCUCCUCAGCGCAGGUCUCAGAGCUAUGGUGGAAGGGCGGGGACGAUGCCUCCUACAUGGUCCAUGCAUGGAUGAUGAAACCGUCUUUCUUUAGACCAGAGAAGAAAUACCCCUUGGCCUACCUCAUCCACGGUGGGCCACAAGGUGCUUGGGACGACCAAUGGUCAACUCGCUGGAACCCUGCCGUUUUUGCUGAACAGGGCUACGUUGUCGUCGCCCCAAACCCUACUGGCUCAACCGGUUACGGUCAAAAAUUCACCGACGCCAUCCGCGAAAGCUGGGGAGGGCUUCCAUACGAAGACUUGGUCAAAGGUUUCGAAUACAUCGAGUCUGAGUUCGACUUUGUCGACACAUCCCGUGCCGUCGCUCUCGGUGCAUCCUAUGGCGGCUACAUGAUGAACUGGAUUCAAGGGCAUGAUCUAGGACGCAAAUUUAAGGCCCUGGUAUGUCAUGAUGGCGUCUUUAGUAUGACAGCCCAACUCGCAUCUGACGAACAGUACUUCCCUCUUCACGACCUCGGAGGCCCAAUCUGGAAGAAUCAGCAGGGAUACGAUCAAUGGGAUCCCAGCCGCUUCACAGAGAAUUGGAGCACGCCACAGUUGAUCAUUCACAAUGAGUUGGAUUAUCGGCUUACAAUUGCGGAGGGGUUGGCGGCAUUCAACGUGCUGCAGAUGAGAGGCGUGGAUAGCCGCUUUUUGAGCUUUCCGGAUGAGAAUCAUUGGGUGCUAGGGCAUGAGAAUAGUCUGGUGUGGCAUACUGUUGUUAUAGAUUGGAUUAACAAGUACGUGGGCCUGCCGCCAUUAAGGGAUAAGGAGGCAAGGGAGGAGGUGGAAGGCUGUAGGAAGGAUGCUGUGCGAAGGUCGGUAGCGGAGGAGAUGAAAUUGCUGCGGGUUGUGGAAGAAUAG